GAAACAGCAAGGAUUCUCAUUAGAGGUUGGGCAUCCUUGCGGGCGCCUAGUACUGAAAGCACAAGGGACUUCUCAUUUGCUGUCUGGAUAGGAACCCCGGAAAGUGCUUUACUCAAUCACUCCACUGGUCCAUCUACGUCUAUAUCGUCUACACUGACUGGAAGCAGUGUGCCAGAGAUGCAGAACCUGGGAUCUUUUGCAUGCAAAGCACACACACAGGUUUGGGGAACAUCGGCUGCCAUGCCAGUCCCUAAGAACCCCUAUAAGCUCAAGAUGGCCAACGGCGAUGCUGGUAGCAGUAGCGGGACACUGAUUCUGGAGAAAGAGACCCAAGGAACCAACCCCUUUGAGGAGGACCUUGAAGAGAAUGAGAGAGACUCUUUCCUUGGGAAUGACUCCCAUGAGAGCAGAAACCCUUCCCCAGAGGAUGUGAGUGAGUUUGAGCGGGGCCUUUUCAAUGGUAGCUCUGAAGGGCGCUAUCGGCGUCGAGCAACCCUGGAGAAGCUGGUGGGGUUGUCCCCCUUCCGGAUGGGCAAAGGCAAGAAGAGUGGAGACAAGAAGUCCCCAAAUGGGGGAGAGAAAGGGUCCAACAGGAGGUCCUUCCUGGGCCGUAUGAUGAUCCCCUUGACGGAGGGCAACCAGAGUCAAAGGACCCUUGAGAAGAGGAAGCCGCGGCGCUGCUCAGAGGACUUCAGCCUGCUCCAGCGCUUCAAUGGGCGCCGCAAGGAGAGCCUCUACAGUCUGGAUUGUGGCCUGGCUGAGAAAGAGAACGGCGGAGGCGACACCCUGAAGCGCAUGUCCUUCCUCAAGAUAGGGCUGGGUGGGAAAGUGCGCAGGGCUUCACUGGUGGAGAAGCUCAACCAGCCGGAGGCCGUGGAGCCGGCACCUGUCACUGAGGAGUCAGAAAUCAAGGUCAAGGAGCCGCUCUCUGUUCUGGAAAUCCUGAACCUGAUCCAGCAACGGGAUCUGCUGACAGCCGAUGAGCACAUCAUUGAACUUGAAGCCGAGUGUGAACUGGACGGGCAGCAGAGCCUGGAGAGCAGGGAGGUCCGGAAGGAUGGGAGCCGGAAGGCCAAGGACGUGGCUUUGCUCUAUGAAGCCCUGCAGAAGGAGCUCUGGGCCGUCCUGGCAGAGUCACUGGCCAGCAAGAGCACCUACCUGCCUCUGGAGCUCAUGGUACGGGUGAUAGAGCAAGAGGAGGACACAGACCGCAAGUGGCUGGAGGCCAAUGGAGACCAGCUGGGGGGAUCCGGGCCCAGGCCCAGGGCCAUGAAGAAGCAGUGGGUUGAGGCGGUGAACAAGCUGGUCAGCCAGAGAUUGUGCCAGUGUAUGGAAGGCAGGGCAGGCCCCAUUGCCACACAGAUGGACAGGUUGGCCAAGUGUGCGGUGGAAGACUUGUGCACCGUGAAGUUCCACCUCCUACAUGCCUAUCCCAAAGAGUACAAGGCCUUCAGCGUCUACCUGUGUAGCUACCAUCAAGGGCUAGCCCAGUGCUUGGCUGAGGUGGUCCAGAAGAGCUUGACCAUCUCUGAGCUAUACUUCAUCUUGGACUGGAACAGCAACAUCUACCAAAGAGAAGUUCUGGGCCGAGCAGAAAUCUCUUCACUGGUCAAAGCCCAAGAGCUUGGCCCACUGCUGUCCCCUGAGACCCAACUAAGUUUGGAAGAGGACUGUAUCGCAGCUGUGAAGGAGAAGAUCAUCGAGGACAUGAGCGAAGAACUACAGAAGGAGGAAGAGAGGUGGGCACAGGAAGACAUGAGGGACAAUUUCCAGUUUGGCCUGUCUGGCAAAGUCAUCUUGGUGCUAAAGGCUUAUUCAGACAAAGCCCCCCAGAUCACAGAAGACUUUGGGAUGAGGAUGGCCCACUGUUGCCUGACCAGCCUGGCAGAUUUCCUGCAGAGUUUGCAGAAGAAGGUUGAAAGGUUUCAUGAGGGGCAGGUUGAGACCACCCUCACUGCUGACAGCUACAUGGGACGGACCAUCAUGCUUGUCAACAACUGCCCACCCUUCAGGGACUAUGUUGAGCGCUUGGCAAGGUUUGGCCACCCUGAGAGCGAGGCAGCGAGGUGCCAGGCAAACGCCUCCCUCGACAGAGUGACUCGGCUCUGCAACAGAGUGCUGGCUGACCACCUUUUUCAAAACCUCAAGCCCUAUUUCCACAAACUGAUGAAAAGGAAAUGGCUCAGCAACUCAGAGGCCUUCUCUACCAUCAUGGCUCUCCUUACAGAGCAUGCCCAGAAGCUGAGGAGGAUGAAGCUAGACCCAUACCAGAUGCUGGUGAAGGAAGUGCACCGCCGGGUGCUCAUUGAAUACAUCCGCCCCCUGAUGCGAGUCCGGAUCAUCUGCACCUCAUCCAAGAUGAGAACCAAAAUGGCCAACAAGCUGCGGAGUGAAGCAAAACAACUGCAGGAAUUCUUCAUCCAGCUGGAAUCCUCCUCGUCCUGGCUGGACUCAGUUGUGCCACACCUGGCAGGGAUUAUCGAGCUGGAGGACACCCCUGCCAUCCAGAUGGAAGUGGGCUUCCUUGCAAGAGAAUUUCCUGACGUGCAGGAUGGGAGCCGAGGGAAAGAUGGACGGGUCGACCGUCAGGAAAUGCUUCACAGGAAGGCGGCACUGAUGUCAGGAGCAGCUGGGGCAGAUAUUGGAGCAGGAGGAAAGCAAGCAGGCGUCUGCGUCUGCGUUGACCCUUCAACACUCCCUUCUACCUGUGCAGGUUCUUGCCCUGAUGUAGCAACCAGAGAAUGAACACCAUUCAUCUUUCGCUUGCAGCUCCCUGUUUUUUCCGACUCCAAGAGGAAUUUUAUUUUCUUCGGGGUCUGGGAGAGAGAGACGAGUGAAGGCCUGUGCUAUUUUGUGUAUGUGCCGAAUAAGUGUUUAUUAAUUAACAAAAGUGGGCAAGCUGAGAAUGGAGCGGGGCAAACACCCAGCACUCGUCUUGGGCCUCCUGCAGUUGUUGUUAUUACUUAUUUAUUACAUUUAUAUACCGCCCCAUUGCCGAAGCUCUCUGGGCAGUUUACAGCAAUUAUGUGCCUUCAAGUCGAUUUUGACUUAUGGCAACCAGCGCAUGGCUCCCUCUUGCCCGGCACCUGCACUGACUCAGGCUUGUCUCCUCCUACGCUGGUGACAUCUCCCCUCUUUGCAUUCGGCCCCUGGGCAAUUACAUGUGGUCAAUAGCUGGGAGCCACCAGCCAUCAAUGCUUAUUGAAGCCAUCAGUGCCCGCUAAGGAAACAACUUCAGCUAUACAAAAGCCUAGACAGGGUCAUUUCUUCCCUCACAUGGCCAUUACAGCAUUUGUUUUUGAAGAACAGACCAAAUGGCGCCGUGCGCCAAGCCCCUCCCCUUCUAUGUACUCUGCUCCCCUCCCCCACCACAACAUACACUGCUUGCCCCUCACAACUAUCCCCCAAAGGGCAGCCUUUCAUCUGUCUGGCCUAGAGGAAAUUAAUUUCCAGCUAUCGACCGGGAGGGGACUGGGAUCUGCAGAGGAGGGAAGGAGAGUUAUGAGGGAUGAGUUGAAAAAUGGAAUUUAGCCCCCUCUGUCCUUGGCUCACCUGACAGCCAAAGGGACGCUUGGGGCUUCCUCCCGACCAAACCUCUCAUGCUGCCGUGGAUGUGUUUCAAAAUAGUGUGGGGUUGCUCCUGCUUCCUUGAUUUGUUCCUUCUUCCCAAUCAAAGUCGUAGCACCAGAGUGAAGAUGUUGGGGGGCGGGCGGAGUGCAGUAAGCGCAGCGGUUGAGUGACACCACAGCCCUGGGGCAGCUCCUGGUGCCUGCAAUCGUGAAGGCCAGGAGGCACCUUGCUUUGAAAUGUCUCCUGCCGGAAAGAGCACCUGGCUCCAAACAUACAUUCCCCUUUGGUGGCAGCGCUGAACCCUUCUUUCCCCAAAUGGCAGAAAGGCAAACUGAAUCUGGAUUAGCCACUAGCUGGGGACAGACAAAUUAAUCUGGAAUAAAUGUUCCAGUGCUGUGCAAACUCUGAUAAUCAGCUGGUUGUUUGCAAUGCAACGUAGCUUUGCAGUCAAUCAGAGGAUAAGAGCCGCUUGCUGGAUUUAUUUCGCCAAAGGGGGCUCCCAUCAUCCAGCAUCCUGUUCACACCGUAAUCAACCAGAUGCCUGAAUGGGAAGCCCGUAAGCAGGACCUGAGCCCAGCAGCACUCUCCCCACACAUGCCCACCAGCAACUGGCAUUCAGAGGCACACUGUCUCCAACAAGGGAAGCAUCUGCAACCCCAUUGCCCCCAGCACAGCCAUCUCUUUACAUGGCCUGCACCUGACACUGCACGGGACGCCAAGGUAUGGUCUCCCUUACCUGGCAACAGCUCUCCGAGGUUUGUCUGAAAAGGGUCCCUCCCAACCCUUACCUGGAAUUGCUGGAUAUUGAACCGAGGAGUUUGGUGUUCAAAGCAGGUUCUCUCUGCCACUAUGUUCUGAUACCUGCCCUUAAUCAACUAAAAAGCCUUGGUUUGGUUUGGUUUUGAGAACUCCUGCUAAGCAUGCAUUCACCUUGCUUAUUUAACCACAUCCCAGACUGAGUGACCCAAAUAGGGCAAGUCAGUCCAUGUUGCCAUGUGAUUGUGGGAACUAAUUGCAGAGGGGUAGUUCAAAUUUGCACUCUCUCUUUCCUGUUUGCAUGCUGUCUCAUUGCACAUGUUCAAGCCAUAAUAAAAAUAUUUUUAAAAAUUUAAAAUAUUAAAAGGGCACCAGUGUCCAUUUUUGCUACACACCCCUUCCCAAGUCCUUCUCCACAAAGUGCAAAUUCAGUCCCAGUCUUAGAAUCAUAAGAGUUGGAAGGUGCCUCAAAGGCCAUCUAGUCCAACCCCUGCAGACAAAGGAAACCCCUGCUACAGCAUCCUUGGCAGGUGGCCAACCAGCCUAUGCUUAAAAACCAAAAAGAGUCCACCACCUUCCGAGGCAGCCUCUGGAACAGCUUGUACUGUCAGGAAGUUUUUCCUAAUGUUUUGUCUAAAUUCUUUUUCUUGACAUUUGAACCCACUGCUUUGGGCUCUGCCCUCUGGAGCAACAAACAUCAAAUUUGCUCCACGUGCUUCUUUUUUAAAAAUUAAUUUGCAUUGGUAUAUGCAAAAUAAAUACAAAGGAACAAAAAAUAAGAUUAACAUACAAUGAACAGAGUCAACAAUGGUAAGGCCAAGUAUAAUAAAGGAAAGAAAGUAAAUAAAGUUUGUACUUCAGGUGAAAUCAUGGGGGGAGACUCCACUUGCUUCUUUGUGCGCGCUCUCAGAGGGAGGCAUGGAGAGUGGUGGCUCCCUAUUUGUGCAUGCCUUCCCCAGGGAAGCACACCUGGCCCCAUCACUGUCUGUUUCUAGGUACUAGGCAAAAACAUUUUUAUUUACUGGGGGUUUUAAUUGGGAGGAUUGUUGGAUAUGUCAGUGGCCUUUGCUGUGCUCACAUUUCAAGUCAGGUAGAUAGGACUUGUUCCUUUUAAAUAUAUUGUCAGACGAGUAUGUUCAUUUUUGCGUAUUGCUGUUUAUAAUCCGAUUUUAAUGUCUUUGUUAUUGCAUUUUAUUGUGUAAGCCACUUUGAGGCAUCUGAGUGCAAAAAUGAGGUUAAUAAAUAUAAUAAAGAAAUUGUAAGUCAUUGAUAUGCGACAAUCCUUCAAAUAUGGCGAUCCUAUUGCCUCUGAACGGUAUCGUCUCCAGGCUAAACAUACCCAGCUCCUUUAAGCUUUCCCUGCUAAGGUGUGGUCUCCAGGCCCUUCACCACCUGUGUUGCUCUCAUCCAAGGAGAUAGCCGUCUUAAACCACAGCACCCAUAUUCUUCACGAUGAGAAAUAAAAGCAAAUAAAUAAAAAGUCCACAGGUGCAAUCUCACAAGAAGUCCAUUUAAUUAAAUAAGCCGGCAGAGUGAAGGGGGGAGGGCAGCAGGAGCCAGACGCGUGUCCCUGUGGAGAGCUAGCUGGGUGACCCUCGACUUAGCCAACCUUCUGCAGAGGCAGGACAAAAUUCCAGGGAGGGAGCAGUCACAGCCAAACAACACACCAUGCAUGCCUCAGUGUCAAGCCACAUGCAGUGGCUCCGCACCAGACAGAAGAGAGUUCACUUGCAGUGCAAACAUGUGCCGUCCCAAAGCUAGCCUGCAGCGCCAGGACAAAUAUUUGUGUAUGGGAAAUGCUACGGGGAAAAAUAAUGAGAUAUGUAGAUUUUUGUAAGCCAGCUUAUAGCACUGUGCUUCAGAAGGAUGUAAGAACCUACAAAGAGCCUGGCUCAGUCCAAAGGGGACCCCUCUAGCCCAACAUCCUCUUCUCCACAAUGGCCAACCAGAUGCCCCAAUGGGAAGCCCACCAGCAGGACAAUCGGCCCGCCCUUUCCUGCAGCUCCUCAGCAACUUUAGUUGGAGGCAUUCUGCUUCUGAGGCUGGAUGUAGCAUACAGCAUUAUGACUAGUAGCCACUCAUAGCCAAUUAGCCAUUAUGUUUUGCAUACUGUUGGAAGGACACAGCCAAUGUGACUAGUAGCCAUUUAUAGCCUUCUCCUCCUCCAUGGGUUUGGGGUGGCUAGCACAUCUUGUGGAAACAAAUCCCAUUGAUUUAACUAUGCACUGUUAUGACUUCUGCAGAUUAUUCAAAUCCUAAACACUUUGGAAUCCAUCA
Molecule: messenger RNA, 6603 nt
Organism: Rhineura floridana
Lineage: Eukaryota; Metazoa; Chordata; Lepidosauria; Squamata; Rhineuridae
Gene: EXOC3L2
Product: exocyst complex component 3 like 2
Exons: 12
Coding region: 178-2745 (855 amino acids)
Biological process (GO): exocytosis; exocyst localization
Cellular component (GO): exocyst
Molecular function (GO): SNARE binding
Source: RefSeq, a predicted model, not a curated record